AUGCCUUACCUGCAUUUUGACACCUACAUCGACGUUCUUCAACGGAGAAAGUUUAUCCUGCGUCGUAUGCAACAUGGUCGGGCACGUCCCGUUCCCCGCGAGAUAGCCGGCCUUGAGUCUCCAGAGUUGAGGAUGAUAUGGGAGUAUAUCGGCUACGACCCUCCACUUAACUACCGACGCACGUUAGACCAGUUCGCGUACCCGUCGCUGAGAGAUACGUGGGCGCGCGAUGAUGACCAGAUGCUCUACAAGCUGACUAAAGACCGGGCUUCUGGUGGUGCUAAUCGGGAACUGAUGACCUUGACGAGGAGGCAGACCCUCGGAUCCACCGGGAGUCCAUUUGACAGGCUGUCGCCUUCAAGUACUGGACUGCUGGAAGAGGAAAGUGACAGCGACGAUGAGACUGAGGAUCUGGAAGAGGUUAUCAAAGAUGGAAAAGUUCUCAUGGUCGACCAGCUAUGGCUAUGGGCCAUUGACAAAAAAACCUUGACGACCUUCUUCUCGAAGCGAGAAUCUAAAGCAAAGGAGGGCCCUCUGUUCGGUCAAGCAGACUUGAGAAAUAGUGUCUAUAACGAACUCAAUGGCGACUUGACAGGUCGUUGCGAAAAUGCGCUUGACCUGGCGGCAUUCGUCGUCUUACACGCUGUCACCGUACUGCUCGAUCGAGCUUCGCAUCCUGACUUGGAAAUCUUCAGAAUCUUUGAGGAGGCGAUAAGCAUGCUUACCGAACGCAUGACCUCUUCAUUGAAGCGCUUUCGCAUGCAGACUUUCAAAGAUGCAGGCGUAGAUUCCGACUCGGAAAGCAAUCGACCUGAGUCCAUCAAGAAGCGUCACAAGAGAGAGCUUCAAGAGGCCGAGCGCGAGAAUCGAGAAAACACAUCCGCACUAAUGGAGCUCCGAGACUUGGAAGACGAGUUGAAAUCGCUCGAGAGACUCUUCGAAGCGCAGGAUGCAGCAGUAAAAAACAUGAAGAGCAUAGUUGAGAGCGAAGAACUGAAGAUGCUGACCCGGAAUGGGAGGAUGUACCUUGAGGAAGCUCUUGGCAAGUUGGACGAAUACCGAAGUCAGACGGCCGAAAUGCUAAAACGGGUAGACACAACACGCAACGAUUACGAGAAACUUCUCGAAAUGGUUCAGCGUCAGGCUCAAGUAGACGAGGUUCGUUGGUCCCGUCUCCAAACCGAGCUCGCAUCAUCACAAAAUUUGUCGGUCAUGAUCUUCACGACGUUUACCGUCAUUUUUCUACCGUUAUCCUUCUUUACGGGCCUCUUCGGCAUGAACACCACGGACUGGGAUAGUGACAAAGGCACUCUUCCUUCGCUGAGAGAUAUUGGGGCAAUCUCAUUGCCAGUCUCUAUCUUCCUCAUCGUAGCCGCGCUUGUUGGCGCCUUUAGUUCACGCGUUCAGGAGGUCGUGCGAAGUGGAUACAAGGGCGGCAAGAAGGUUAUCGUUUUCGCGUGGUCAGGCGUUAAGAAGGUUGUUCCCGAGAAAAGGAGGGAACGCCGGCGGCAGCGAAUCGACAAUCAGGAGAGGGAGGAGCGGAAGACAAGGAUGAGAGACCGAGGAUAUGACUUCUGGGCAACUGUCAGGAGGGAGAGGGGCAGCGAGUAUCGAAUUCCUGAAGUGAAUCGCAAUAAGGCCAGCCCUCACCCAACGUAA
Messenger RNA from Colletotrichum chrysophilum, 1659 nucleotides. RefSeq lists its product as uncharacterized. Bases 1 to 1659 code for a protein of 552 amino acids. Gene Ontology annotation, molecular function: metal ion transmembrane transporter activity. The record is from RefSeq and is a predicted model, not a curated record. Gene Ontology annotation, biological process: transmembrane transport; metal ion transport. Lineage: Eukaryota; Fungi; Ascomycota; Sordariomycetes; Glomerellales; Glomerellaceae. Gene Ontology annotation, cellular component: membrane. The transcript is spliced from 4 exons.